This is a messenger RNA of Paraglomus occultum, 154 nucleotides long. The record is from the annotation of a GenBank genome assembly. NCBI's taxonomy places the organism in Eukaryota, Fungi, Glomeromycota, Glomeromycetes, Paraglomerales, Paraglomeraceae.
AUGAAAUACGGUCGAGACUAUCCCAACGCAACUCUCAAGGAGGCCAGUGCUGCAUAUGAAGCAUAUAAAGACUUCUACGCCAAAUUCCAUCAAGAAAACCCUGCAGCAACUACGGAUUGCUACACUGAAUAUCUUCAAACACUCGGCAAACAAG